Oncorhynchus mykiss (rainbow trout) is the source of this 2636-nucleotide messenger RNA. It is a transcript of the gene tfa, whose product is annotated as transferrin-a. The record is from RefSeq and is a predicted model, not a curated record. Gene Ontology annotation, biological process: antibacterial humoral response; iron ion transport. Lineage: Eukaryota; Metazoa; Chordata; Actinopteri; Salmoniformes; Salmonidae. Gene Ontology annotation, cellular component: recycling endosome; early endosome; plasma membrane.
UAAGUCAGCCCACCGUGGAUCCCAGCCUAUUGGUCUUCUAUAAAAGCCAGAGUUGCCUUCUAAAACGGCCUGCUUUUUCACUCCGGGAAUUGUUGACUUGGAGACUUCGAGAACAUGAAACUGCUUCUCGUCUCAGCGCUGCUGGGGUGCCUCGCAUUUAUUCUAUCCUCAGCUACGGUGUAUGCUGCCCCAGCUGAGGGAAUGGUUAGAUGGUGCGUAAAGUCGGACAAAGAGCUGCAGAAAUGCCACGACCUCGCAGCCAAUGUGGCGCAGUUUUCAUGCGUGAGGAGGGACAACUCUUUGGAAUGCAUCCAAGCCAUCAAGAGGGAAGAGGCUGAUGCUAUCACUCUGGAUGGAGGAGAUAUUUACAUAGCUGGCCUCCACAACUACAACCUGCAGCCCAUCAUUGCAGAGGACUAUGGUGAGGACUCUGACACCUGCUAUUAUGCUGUGGCCGUGGCCAAAAAGGGCACUGACUUUGGGUUCCUCAACCUCCGUGGCAAGAAGUCCUGCCACACCGGGUUGGGCAAAUCUGCAGGCUGGAACAUUCCCAUCGGUACCCUGGUGACUGUGGGCCAGAUCCAAUGGGCCGGCAUCGAGGACAGACCUGUGGAGUCGGCGGUGAGCGACUUCUUCAAUGCCAGCUGUGCUCCAGGAGCCAAUAAGGAUUCUAAACUGUGCCAGUUGUGUAAGGUAGACUGCUCCAGAUCUCACAAUGAGCCCUACUAUGACUAUGCCGGGGCCUUCCAGUGCCUGAAGGAUGGAGCAGGAGAGGUUGCCUUCAUCAAGCACCUGACUGUACCUGCCGCAGAGAAGGCAAGCUAUGAGUUGCUGUGCAAGGAUAACACCAGAGCUCCCAUCGACAGCUACAAGACCUGCCACCUGUCCAGAGUACCCGCCCACGCUGUGGUCAGCCGCAAGAACCCCGAGCUGGCCAAUCGCAUCUACAGCAAGCUGAUGGCCGUCGAGAACUUCAACCUGUUCUCCUCCGAUGGUUAUGCUGCCAAGAACCUGAUGUUCAAGGACUCCACUCAGAAUCUAGUACAGCUGCCAAUGACCACCGACUCCUUCCUCUACCUGGGAGCUGAGUACAUGAGCACUAUACGCUCCCUGACAAAAGCGCAGGCCACAGGUGCCACCUCCAGGGCCAUCAAAUGGUGUGCCGUGGGCCAUAACGAGAAAGUCAAGUGUGACGCCUGGACAAUCAACAGCUUCACAGAUGGUGACUCCAGGAUCGAAUGCCAGGACGCACCCACAGUGGAUGAAUGCAUCAAGAAGAUCAUGCGUAAAGAGGCAGAUGCCAUAGCGGUGGAUGGUGGGGAGGUGUUCACUGCUGGAAAAUGUGGUCUGGUCCCUGUCAUGGUGGAGCAGUAUGAUGCAGUUCAGUGCAGCGCCCCUGGUGAGGCGUCAUCCUACUUUGCGGUGGCGGUGGCAAAGAAGGGAUCUGGGGUGACCUGGAAUACCCUGCAGGGCAAGAGGUCAUGCCACACCGGCUUGGGCAGGACCGCAGGCUGGAACAUACCCAUGGGUCUUAUCCAUAAGGAGACUAACAACUGCGACUUCACCACAUACUUCAGUAAGGGCUGUGCUCCUGGAUUUGAGGUGGAUUCUCCUUUCUGUGCCCAGUGUAAGGGCGGUGGGCAGUCCGUGGGAGGAGAUAGGGCCAGGUGCAUGGCCAGCUCUGAAGAGCAGUACUACGGCUAUACCGGAGCAUUCAGAUGUCUGGUUGAAGGUGCUGGAGAUGUUGCCUUCAUUAAACACACUAUUGUACCAGAGAACACUGAUGGUAGUGGUCCAGUUUGGGCACAGGACCUGAAGUCCUCUGACUUUGAACUACUCUGCCAGGAUGGUACUACCCAGCCAGUCACAAAGUUCCGUGACUGCCACCUGGCCAAGGUGCCCGCCCAUGCUGUGAUAACACGCCCAGAGUCCCGUGGAGAGGUUGUGUCCAUCCUUCUGGAGCAGCAGGCCAGGUUCGGCUCAAGCGGCAGCGAUUCCUCAUUUAAUAUGUUCCAGUCAGAUUUGGGAAAGAACUCGCUCUUCAAGGAUUCCACAAAGUGUCUCCAGGAGAUCCCAAGCGGCACCAAAUUCCAGGAUUUCCUUGGGGAAGAGUACAUGAUCGCCAUGCAAUCGCUCAGGGAGUGCUCCAACAGUACCUCAGAUUUGGAGAAGGCAUGCACUUUCCAUUCCUGCCAGCAGAAGAAAUAGUGGAGCUUACCUUUGUGGCAAACACACACUCUCUCUCCCAACCCCUCAACACUCAAGAAACCUAAGCAGUGACUGUAGAUGAAACUGUGAAUUCAGUUGAGAAGUUUUGUGCAAAACAAUCUUGUAUGAAAAUGUGCUUUUACGUUCCUUUGAUAAAACAAGUGUUAAAUGAAUUACGCUAAAUUACUACUACUGUUUACCUUGUAGUUGAAUUGUUAACCAAACCAUAACCAGUUCUUGAAGUAUUUCUAGGAGAUUACAGGUUUCUGAAAUAAUAAAAUCACCUUUUCUAUUCGCCGUCCUGCUCAUAAAUUGCAGUCUAACCAAACACUGAGGUCCAAUUCACAUUUGUUUUGGUUGUUGUUCAAUGAAUUGGCCAACAGCUUUGGCUUACUUUCUUGAAAUAAAGUGUACCCUUUUUCACAAGC